AUGGUCAAAGAAGGCGAUGCCACUGCUCAACCCGUUUUUAGUAAAGGGAAACAUCAAAAGAAGUGUGGCCAGCAGGUCAAGCCAUACAAGCCAUCUCCAACUGACGUAGCUCCAGAGGUGACCACAGACUCCGACACGGAGGGAGUGUGGUUCACAGAUGCAUCCUCCCAAAGGCUAGGAUCACAGCGGCGCUGCAAGGCUGAAGCUCUGGAGAUUGCCGUAGGCAAGACUGUAACCAAAGAAGGUAGUGCACAAGUGGGAGAACUGUGUGCAUGUACAUUGGCUGUGGAGAAUGGCGCUGAAGAUGUCUACACUGAUUCAUAUGCCACAUUUAAAGGUGCCACUGAGUGGAUCUGUCAGUGGGAGGGAAAUCAGUGGGAGAUAGGCCAUACCAAGGUCUGGAGGGCUGAAGACCAGCAAAGACUUUUAGAAAUAGGCUGGUCAAGACCCAUAAAAAUGAGAUGGGUCAAAGGACAUUCCAAGAAAGAAACCCCUGUUGCAAAAUGGAGCCAGCAGGUUGACUACUUGGCAUGA
Molecule: messenger RNA, 534 nt
Organism: Dryobates pubescens (Downy woodpecker)
Lineage: Eukaryota; Metazoa; Chordata; Aves; Piciformes; Picidae
Product: ribonuclease H-like
Exons: 2
Coding region: 1-534 (177 amino acids)
Molecular function (GO): nucleic acid binding; RNA-DNA hybrid ribonuclease activity
Source: RefSeq, a predicted model, not a curated record